This is a messenger RNA of Antechinus flavipes (yellow-footed antechinus), 5571 nucleotides long. It is a transcript of the gene BCHE, whose product is annotated as butyrylcholinesterase. Gene Ontology annotation, biological process: acetylcholine catabolic process; choline metabolic process. Lineage: Eukaryota; Metazoa; Chordata; Mammalia; Dasyuromorphia; Dasyuridae. Bases 114 to 1922 code for a protein of 602 amino acids. The record is from RefSeq and is a predicted model, not a curated record. The transcript has 4 exons. Gene Ontology annotation, cellular component: plasma membrane. Gene Ontology annotation, molecular function: acetylcholinesterase activity.
UCCAAUUCCCAAGCUAGGAGCAGCAGCUGCAAGCUGCAUUUCACUGAAAUAGUAAGUGAUCCCGAGUCCUUACAAACUUUAUCAUCUUUGUGGCUGGGGAGCAGGACAUCAAGAUGAACAGCACUGGACCCAGUGUCCCCAUCCUAUUUUUUGUUUGUUUUCUUCUACUCUGCACACUCAUCAGGAAGUGUGAGACUGAAGAAGACCUCAUUGUUACAACCAAGCAAGGAAAAAUCAAAGGAGUACAACUCCCAGUUCUUGGGGGCACGGUGACGGCAUUUCUUGGGAUUCCCUAUGGAGAGCCUCCCAUUGGUCAACUUCGAUUCCGAAAGCCACGUCUACGGAGCAAGUGGUCUCAUGUUUGGAAUGCCACCAAAUAUUCCAAUUCUUGCUAUCAAAACAUUGAUGAUAGUUUCCCUGGAUUUCCAGGAUCUGAGAUGUGGAAUCCAAACACUGAACUUAGUGAAGACUGUUUAUAUCUUAAUGUUUGGGUCCCAACUCCCAAACCAAAAAAUGCUACAGUCAUGGUCUGGAUCUAUGGGGGUGGUUUUCAGUCUGGAACAUCAUCCUUACAUGUUUAUGAUGGCAAGUUUCUGGCUCGUGUUGAAAGAGUAAUUGUGGUUUCAAUGAACUAUAGGUUGGGUGCUCUUGGAUUUUUGGCUUUGCCAGGGAAUCCAGAGGCUCCCGGAAACAUGGGAUUAUUUGAUCAACAAUUAGCUCUUCAGUGGGUCCAAGAAAAUAUUGCAAUUUUUGGUGGGAAUUCUAGAAGUGUAACUCUGUUUGGAGAGAGCGCAGGGGCUGCUUCAGUCAGUUUUCAUCUUCUUUCUCCUAAAAGUCACCCAUUGUUUACAAGAGCCAUUCUCCAAAGCGGAUCUGCUAAUGCCCCAUGGGCAAUAACGCCUCCUUUAGAAGCCAGAAACCAAACGUUAGAUUUAGCAAAAUCUCUCAGUUGUUUUAGAGGAAAUGAGACUGAGAUCAUUAAAUGUCUUCGGAAUAAAAAUCCUCAGGAAAUACUGGGGCAUGUAAAUCCCAGUCUCUCUUCAGGCUCUCUCUUAAAAAGCAAUUUUUGUCCAACUGUGGAUGGUGACUUUCUCACAGACAUGCCAGACAACCUAAUCCAGAGGGGUCAUUUUAAACAAACACAGUUAUUAGUGGGAGUUAACAAAGAUGAAGGGACAUAUUUUUUGGUCUAUGGAGCUCCAGGUUUCAGCAAAGAUAACAACAGUAUGAUAAGUCAAAAGCAAUUCCAAGAAGGGAUAAAAGAGUUUUUCCCAGGAGUGAAUGAACUUGGAGUGGAAGCCAUACAAUUUCACUACACUGGCUGGUCAGAUGAAGAGUAUCCUGAAAAUUUUCGUGAUGUAAUGGAUGAUGUCGUUGGAGAUUAUAAUUUUAUAUGUCCUGCUUUGGAGUUUACCAAAAAGUUCUCUGAACUAGGGGAUAAUACAUUUUUCUACUACUUUGAACAUCGAUCAUCCAAAACUGCUUGGCCUGAAUGGAUGGGAGUCAUGCAUGGUUAUGAAAUUGAAUUUGUUUUUGGCUUACCUCUGGAAAGAAGAGUUAAUUACACCAAAGCAGAGGAAAUUCUGAGCCGCUCCAUUAUGAAGAACUGGGCUAGUUUUGCAAAAUAUGGAAAUCCAAAUGGGACUCAGAACAAUGGAAGUAGAUGGCCAAUCUUUGAUGCCACAGAACAAAAAUAUAUUACCUUGAACACUGAAUCACCAAAAAUACACGCAAAAUUGCGUGCCCAGCAAUGCCGAUUCUGGAAAACAUUUUUCCCCAAAGUUUUGGAAAUGUCAGGAAAUAUUGAUGAAGUUGAGCAUGAAUGGAAAGCAGGAUUCCGUCGCUGGAACAGUUAUAUGAUGGACUGGAGAAAUCAAUUUAAUGAUUACACAAGGAAGAGAGAGAGGUGUGCAGGUCUCUAAUUAAUUGGCCUGGCCUUUUGGAAUGUUCCUUUUCCUGUGGAUCAAGGCAAAUGGGCUGGUAGCUCACUUGUGAGCCUCAAAUGGAAACUUUUCUAUAGCUAAACCCAAAUGCUAAGAGGACUGUAUUGAUUCUUCCCAUUUUUCCUUUGUAUUUUGCCUUUCGUUUCAGGAAACAAACCAUUAGACAAGCCAAACUAAAACAUAAACAUUAAAGCUUCACUAUGAAUUUACAGGCAAAUUUCAACCUUUAGGUGGAUAAAAUUUCUUUACCCAGAAGCCUUUUAAGCUUUUUUUUUUAAACAUCUUUGUAUUCUUUUGACAAAUUCUCCAUCAUGCUAAAAAGCACCAAUUUUAUUUUAAUUAUUUUAUUUUAUUUUUGUCUGUUUCUUGCCUAGGUUGCAGAAGUAGUUCUCUAAGUUUUGGUCCUACUACUGAGUGAAACAGAAACAGUUACUAGGUCUCCUUUUGAUCUGCGUAACUUUAUUCCUCCUUAGGCAGCCAGUUUCCCUCCCUAAAACUCAUGGGCUCAUUAUAUUGAUGAUAGAUUUACAGUGGAUUUUCAAUCAUAUUUAAACCACAGAACUCCAUCUAAUAACCUCUGCUUCCCCAACAGCAAAGACUCUAGGCAUAUACAAUCAUGACCAACUUUUUAUUAGCUCUAUAAAUGUUAUGUCUUAUCUUUCAAGUAUCUGUUUUUGAAGGGAUAAAAGAUGUAGGGGACCUUAAAGAUCAUUUAGGAUAAUGCUUCAUUUUAUAGAUGCUGAACUGAAAACCAGUUGGGUGAAACAGAAAUCCAGAAAGAUGAGCAUAUUUAUCCAAGUUCUCAGGAAUUUUAAAGUAGCAAAGCUGUGAUCCAAAUGUACCAUUCUUUUUAUAAUAGCCUUAUGCCUUGACCUGAUUAAUUUAUAUGGUCAUUUAUUUAAUGUUAACCAAUCAAAAAAAAAAACCUUCCUCCCAAAAUUUCUACUGUCUUUAAGAGAAUGGAACACACAAUCCCCAUAUCAACAAUAAUGCUUAUUGCUUUUAAUAAGUUAUUAAAAUUUGAGCUUUCUAUAUUUACUUCAUAUUUUGAUGGAUUUGCAAUCUCAUCAAUGUGGAUUGUUAAAACAAUGACAUCAACAAACCACACACACCUUCUGAACCUUUGUAAUUCUUGAUUCUUGCCUUUUUUUUUUCUAUAACUGAACUCCCUCUCCAAUAUGCCAGAGGUCAUCCUCCAGAUCUUUGAAUAUCUGGUGGAAUGCAGUACAAUGUGUGGGUUUUCCAAUUACUAGAAUGAAAUUUCUUUGCAAAUAGGAACUGUUUCACUUUUAUGUGUUUAUUCCCAGAGCUUAGCAGUGUCUACUUCUAAGAAACACUUAAUGUGUUUUUGCAGAUUGAUUGGAUUCACCCAAACACACACACGCGUGCGUGCACGCAUGAAAAUACAUAAAUACACAGAUGUAUAACUUUUCCAUUAGUACCCUCCCUCCCCAUACAAGUUGUACCCACAUACACAACAUAUAUAUGCACACAUAUAUAAACAUAUGUACAAUUCUGCAUUAAUAUUAUCCCUCUACAUACAUGCUAUACAUAUGAACAUAUACAUAUAAACACAUACACAAUGUGGAAGAAAUUUGUAAACUAAUGCAAAUAACAGAGUAAUAUUUAGCUGUCAGAGAGAAAGAAGCUAUGGAAUUAUUUGAAAUACUAAAGUAAAAAUCCUUUUACAAUAGGAAAUAUUAAGAUUUCAGUCAAGAAAUGAUGAUUUCUGCAUAAAAUAAGUCAAAGUAGAAUCAAUUUACUUCUCUCAUAGAUAAUAAUUAAGUUGAGAAUUUAAGAAGAUACAGGUUAUUACUGAUAAAGCAGGACAAAACCUCAUGAAAAGAAAGUUAUAUCCCUACAAAUAUGCAUUAUCUAUAGGCAAUUGUGCCUAUAUCUUGUUCCCAUUGAAAGCAUUUUCUUUAAAAAAAUCAUUUUGAUUAGCAAUAAUUUUUAGCAAUACACAUUUCCUUCCUUAUUCUCAAAAAGAACAAGCUUUUCAAACAAGAUUGAAAUAGUUUAAAAACUAUAUAUAGAAACUCUAGUGACUACAUCUAUAUGACUGCAUUUUAAAAUCACUCAGAAUUUUAGAACUAGAGAGCACCUGUUAUAUAUUAAAAAGAAAAUUUUCUGUUUCUUAUUUUUCUCAUUAAGAAAUUGAACAAAGAACACAAAUAUUAACUGUUCAAGGGAAAAGGCACUAUGGUGGAAUUAAUAGAUUUCAGAAUCAGGACUGGGGUUCAAGUACCAUGUAUGACAUAAACUCUAUGACCUAUGAAAGUAGUGUACCCUCCAAGUUGUAGGAAAUUUUUAAAAAUGAUUUUCUUAAAAAUUGGUCAUUUGCAUUGAGAAAAGGAAAAUUUUCAACUCUAGUCAGCCUUACAUGAAGAGGAUUACUUUAUAUUUAAAAAUAUAUUUAUAUAUUAAAGAUGUACACAUGCAUAUAAACAAAUAUAUACAUACAUAUGUAAAUAUGUGUGUACAUAGGUAUAUGUGUGCACAUAUGGAGACACACAAACAUACAAAUUCAUGCAGUUUUCUCAACAAGAUCAUAGAAUAUUAAAAACUUAAAGAGAUCUUAGGAAUCACCAAGUCUAGCUAAUUUAUAUACAUAUAGAGGAAAUCAAAGACAACAUUGCAGGUUCAAAAAAGUAAUUAAUAGAAAAGGUAACACUUGCAACUAUUAUUUUUUCAACAAGAAUCUCUUCUUUUCUUGAAAGUCUAAUCAUUUGUCUAAUAAUCACACUUAGCCAUGAUUCAUAAAUUACAAUUUCUAAAAUCUGACCUAAAUCCCACCAUUCAGUUACCAAUGAGUAAGACAACCUAAAAGGGAUUAAACCCACUGUCCACUGGUUAAGAUUAAAAUGCCUAAAAGUUCAAAAGAAGGAAGAUCAUGAACAUUUUCCAGCUUCUUUUUAUCAUUAUAGGUUGGAUAAUCAGAAAGUUGCAGUUACUUCCCAACUUUCUUCCAGUUAUGUAUUAUCUAUCUUCAUAUUGAUGUUAUUUUGGAGAGAACAUCUAUGAUGCGCCUGUGAGGAAGAGACCAUAUGAUUCAGGGAGACCAUAUUAUUAUAAGCCUUCAUUAAUGGUUCAAAUAAAUAGGCAAGAAGAUGUCAAGGUCCUCUUUGCAUCAUAUCUGAGAUUCCCUAAGCAAUUUGAGAUUCCCUAUAAGAAAAUUCCUCCUGACUAUUCCAGAGUGAUUGGGAUGGAGAGAGUAGAGAGCACCCAAGAAUCUUCCCUAUUUUAUACUAUCUUUGCUGAACUUACUAUAAAGUCAGAGGUUUUGAUCUAAAACCACUAUCUAAUAUGUUGUUGAUCAUAGGCAAGUUACCAAAACUCUUUCUUUAUCUAUAAAACAUUUACCAACUCCACAGAAUUAGUAUUGUGUGUUUUAAAUACAAUGAUGUAUAUAAAACCUUUUUGAAAAAUUUAAAGCAGUAUAUAAAGGUCAUCAUUAUAAUUAUUAUUCUUUUCUCAUCCUUGUCUUUUUUCCUUUACAUGCCAUUGAAAUCAUAAUUAAAGAGAUUGAGUUUAUAUCUCCCAUGGUGCUAAUUCUCUUCAACAAGGAAUUUUUGAAUGGCACUGGUGGUAGUGAAUAAACUUUGUUCUUACAAUGCAUAUUAAGAAA